Molecule: messenger RNA, 687 nt
Organism: Nicotiana attenuata
Lineage: Eukaryota; Viridiplantae; Streptophyta; Magnoliopsida; Solanales; Solanaceae
Exons: 1
Coding region: 1-687 (228 amino acids)
Source: RefSeq, a predicted model, not a curated record
AUGAAAAGCAAACAUGAUCAUUCCCUGUUCAUCAAAGAAGAGAAUGGAAAGCAGGUUAUUCUACUUGUAUAUGUUGAUGAUCUUCUCAUCACAGGCAAUGACACUGCGAUGAUUCAAGAGGCAAAGGUCACACUACACAAGGCUUUCAAGAUCAAAGACCUAGGAAACUUGAUAUAUUUUCUAGGCAAUGAAGUGUGCAGGUCUGCAAAGGGAAUUCUUCUAUGUCAAAGGAAAUAUGCUCUAGAACUUAUAGCAGAACUGGGAUUGUCUGGUGCUAAGCCUGCCAUUACACCAAUGGAGCAAAACAAAAGACUUACAACUGUUGAGUAUGAUGAACAUUGUCACUUGGAUCAUGAUCCAACACUGGCAGAUGUGAGAGGCUAUCAGAGGUUGAUUGGAAAGCUUUUAUACUUAACCAUGACAAGACCUGACAUUGUCUAUAGUGUGCAAACUCCGAGUCAAUUCAUGCAAGCUCCCAAGCAGUCUCAUCUGGAAGCAGCAUACAGAGUAGUAAGGUAUGUGAAGAAUGAGCAUGGGCUUGGAAUUCUUAUGAGUGCAAUUGGGGACAUGACUCUUAGUGCAUAUCGUGAUGCAGACUGGGCAAGUUGUCCUAACUCUAGAAAGUCAGUCAUUGGAUACCUUGUGAAGUUUGAUGGAUCACUGAUAUCUUGGAAAUCUAAGAAGUAG